Molecule: messenger RNA, 1645 nt
Organism: Prosopis cineraria
Lineage: Eukaryota; Viridiplantae; Streptophyta; Magnoliopsida; Fabales; Fabaceae
Product: UDP-glycosyltransferase 87A1-like
Exons: 2
Coding region: 171-1538 (455 amino acids)
Molecular function (GO): UDP-glycosyltransferase activity
Source: RefSeq, a predicted model, not a curated record
AAGAACAAUGACAAUGAAAGAAGCUGACUCGAAAAUCGACAUGUUAACUAUUAAUAAGGACCGGAACGGCUCGAUCGUUUCGAGCUUCACUUACAGGGGCAGUGUUAUUUUCCCAUUUUAAAGCAUCUAAAGUCUAGCUCAGCUUUAGAUCCAGUGGACAAGAAAUCUCAAUGGAAGUUACACCAAUUGUUGCCUGUCAUUUGCUGGCCAUGCCCUAUCCGGCUCGGGGCCACAUCAACUCUUUGCUCAACUUCUGCAAAUUGCUGGUCAUUAAUAACACUCAUAUUCUUGUCACCUUCGUCCUCACCGAAGAAUGGCUCCAUUUCAUCGGCUCCGAUAAUCCUGCACCAGCUAAUCUACGCUUCACCACCAUAUCUAACGUAAUUCCGUCGGAGCUGGUUCGCGGAGCCGACCAAGUCACCUUCAUGGAAGCUAUUAUGACCAACAUGGAAGCUCCCUUUGAGCAGCUUCUGGAUCGGCUAGAGCCGCCGCCCACGAUCAUCGUGCACGAUUCUCUCUUGUUCUGGGUAGUUGGCGUCGGAAAUAGAAGGAAUGUCACUCUGGCAUUGUUUUGGACCAUGUCGGCGUCGAUUUUCUCAGUGCUCCACCACCACCAUCUCCUGGAGCAAAAUUCUCAUUACCCCGUAAAUUUUUCUGAAAAUGGUGACAAACGAGUGGAUUAUAUUCCCGGAAUUCCACCAUCUCGUCUGGCAGAUUUUCCUCUCAACGAUGAAAGCCUGCGUACCCGGCGACUUAUGGAACUAGCAAGGGAAGGCAUUACAUGGACUCCGAAAGCACAGUAUCUCUUAUUUGCUUCAGUGUAUGAACUCGAGCCACAAGCUAUCGAUGUCUUGAAAGCAGACUUAUCUUUGCCCAUUUACACCAUCGGCCCUACCAUACCUUGUUUCGAUGCCGGAGAAAAAACCAAAUUGAACAUCGACACCACCACGGCUAGCCAUAGCUACUUACAGUGGCUAGACAACCAACCCAAAAAUUCUGUUCUGUACAUCUCACAAGGGAGCCAUUUCUCAGUUGCAAAGGGUCAAGUCGACGAGAUUGCUUCUGGUUUGCGUGAAUGCGGGGUUCGAUUUCUCUGGAUAGCACGAAGGGAGGCUUCUAGGUUGAAGGAGAUUUGCGGUGAGAAGGGGUUGGUUGUGGAAUGGUGUGAGCAGUUGAAAGUGUUAAGACAUCCUGCAAUAGGAGGCUUUUGGACGCAUUGUGGGUGGAAUUCAAUAAAAGAAGGGAUCUUGACAUUGCCAAUCAUGAUGGACCAGGGCUUAGACAGUGCGAUGAUAGUGGAGUGGUGGAAGGUUGGGUGGAGGGUGAAGGACGACGUCCAAGCAAACAGAGUGGUGAAAAAAGAUGAAGUUGCGGGGCUUCUGAAAAAGUUUAUCGAUAUGGAAAGUUAUGAAGGGAGAGAGAUGAGGAAAAGAGCCAAAGAGCUUCAGCACACGUUUCGUCGUGCAAUUGCAGAUGGUGGCUCUGGUCAAAAUGAUUUCAAUGCUUUUGUCAGGGACAUUACGAAUACUGCCAAGUGAUUUUUUAUUUGGGUGUGACCGUGUAUGGCGCGCCCAGAGCACAUGGAAUAUGAAAAAAAUAAAAAAUAAAAUAAAUUUUAAAGGUUUUUUUAUUUUUUAAAACUAAU